CGAUCGGAUGCUGGACUACAAUGUUCCUGGAGGAAAGCUGAACCGAGGUCUGUCCGUCAUUGAUAGCUACAAGCUGCUAAAAGAAGGAAAGGAACUAACUGAGGAUGAGGUGUUUCUUGCUAGUGCUCUAGGGUGGUGUAUUGAAUGGCUGCAGGCAUACUUUCUUGUCCUCGAUGACAUUAUGGAUAAUUCCCACAUUCGGCGUGGUCAACUUUGUUGGUUCAGAGUGCCAAAGGUUGGUAUGAUUGCUGCAAAUGACAGUGUCCUACUCCGUAAUCACAUCCCUAGAAUUCUUAAGAAACACUUCAGAGAAAAGGCUUACUAUGUAGAUCUUCUGGAUUUGUUCAAUGAGGUGGAGUUCCAAACUGCUUCAGGGCAGAUGAUAGAUUUGAUUACUACCCUUGAAGGAGAAAAGGAUCUAUCUAAAUACUCCUUGUCACUCCACCGGCGAAUUGUUCAGUACAAGACUGCGUAUUAUUCUUUCUACCUUCCUGUUGCAUGUGCAUUGCUUAUGGCUGGUGAGAAUUUGGACAACCAUAUAGAUGUAAAGAACAUUCUGAUUGACAUGGGAAUAUACUUUCAAGUUCAGGAUGACUAUUUGGAUUCUUUUGGUGAACCAGAAAAGGUUGGAAAGAUAGGAACUGAUAUUGAAGAUUUUAAAUGUUCUUGGUUGGUCGUAAAGGCACUAGAAAGAUGCAGUGAAGAACAGAAGAAGAUUUUAUUUGCGCACUAUGGAAAGGCAGAUGCUGCUGAUGUUGCAAAAGUCAAAGCUCUAUACCACGAACUUGAUCUCCAGGGCGUGUUUGCGGAAUAUGAAAGCAAAAGCUAUGAGAAGUUGACAAGCUGUAUUGAAGCUCAUCCCAGCAAAGCUGUGCAGUCAGUGCUGAAGUCAUUUUUGGGGAAGAUAUACAAGAGGCAGAAGUAGAAAGGAUAUUCCCAAAGAAUAAAAGCAAAAGAGACUUGGCAUUUGGUAUCUAAUUGUUGAACAGGGGAAACAAACACUACUUGUUCUUGUUGAUUUUUAGGAUCAGCUUCCACAUUAUUAUUAUUAUUAUUUUUUGGUGUAUUCUUGUUGUUUUGGCUUUGACAUCCUUGGCAAAGGGAUGAACGGUAUUCAGAUGUAGAACACAGACGAUGUGAGGCAGCAUUUAUUGAGGCAACAAUGAACGAACCUUAAAGUUAUUCA
This is a messenger RNA of Coffea eugenioides, 1186 nucleotides long. Its product is annotated as farnesyl pyrophosphate synthase 1. The transcript is spliced from 12 exons. NCBI's taxonomy places the organism in Eukaryota, Viridiplantae, Streptophyta, Magnoliopsida, Gentianales, Rubiaceae. The coding region runs from base 8 to 925 and encodes 305 amino acids. Gene Ontology annotation, molecular function: (2E,6E)-farnesyl diphosphate synthase activity; dimethylallyltranstransferase activity. Gene Ontology annotation, biological process: trans, trans-farnesyl diphosphate biosynthetic process. Gene Ontology annotation, cellular component: cytoplasm. The record is from RefSeq and is a predicted model, not a curated record.